Messenger RNA from Aspergillus viridinutans, 891 nucleotides. RefSeq lists its product as uncharacterized. The transcript has a single exon. NCBI's taxonomy places the organism in Eukaryota, Fungi, Ascomycota, Eurotiomycetes, Eurotiales, Aspergillaceae. The coding region runs from base 1 to 891 and encodes 296 amino acids. The record is from RefSeq and is a predicted model, not a curated record.
AUGACCAAAAUCGACAACAGCACCAUCAACUCCGGGUUCAACGUGGGAAACGAGCUCGAAUACAUGCUAGACCGAAGCUACACCGCGGCAUCCAGACUAAACUAUCAAUUCUACCUCUGGAAAGACACCCUCCAAUUCAACCUCCACCCGUCGAUCCAGCUGCCAAAGAGUGAUUCCACUCCCAUCCGGAUUGCGGACCUUGCCACGGGCACAGGCAUCUGGCUCCUGGACCUCCUCCGCGAUCCUGCAGUGACGCAGCACACGUCAAUCCGGCUGGAUGGCUUCGACAUCGACCUGGCAAACGCCCCUCCACGCGAAUGGCUCCCGCCACCAGUCACGCUCCGCCAGCUGAACCUCUUCGAUAACAUCCCCCGCGACCUCCGCGGCAAAUACGACGUGGUGCACCUCCGCCUGCUAGUCCUCGUCGUGCAGAACAGUGACCCCCUCCCGAUUAUCCACAAGGCGCACCAGAUGCUCAAGCCCGGCGGCUACAUCCAGUGGGACGACCUGAACUACCCGGACAGCGAGAUAGUCAAAGGCAAUAAUAGCAUGGGUGACGUGGCCACUCCGGCGCACGACGCCUUUCUUCGAUUCGCACAGUCAAAUGGCCGCAAUGACUGGGUUCUAGAUCUCCCGCAUCAUUUGAUGUCGCGCCAUGGGGGGUUUGAGGAUGCGCAUUUAGACAACUAUACAGACCGGCCGGAGCUGCGCAAGGCGAAUGGGGACCAGUACAUUCUGGUCAUGGAGGAGUUUUCAGCUCGCCUCAAAUGCGUCGGGAAAGCCGAGGAUGCACGUAAUAUUGAUCUGAUGAUUAGGGGGUUGGCGGAGGAGGCGAGAUUGGGGGUUGGGUUGUCGAUGCCGAGGGCUGUGUGUGUUGCCCGGAAGAAGUAG